UCAAAUUUCUGAAGUAUUUCGGAAACAGGGGUUCGAAGCGGAAGUUAGGAAGCCCCGACAGCCGGGCGACGGAAGUGGCCGGCUGACUGCCUGUUCGUGCGCAUGCGUUCUUCUAUUUCCUUGCUGCAGCUCAUCAGUCGCUACUUUUUCCUCUCUCCCCUCCUUUUCUCCACGCGGGGGUUUGCGCGUACCCCUAGUCGUGGUUGCGCGCUCAUCUCCCUGUGCUAUUCUCGUGGCUCUUUCACCAUGGCGGGCAUUCUGUUUGAAGAUAUUUUUGAUGUGAAAGACAUUGACCCGGAGGGCAAGAAGUUUGACCGAGGUAAGUAAGGUCCUGAUGUAGGAACCCCUCCCUCAGGAAACGUUUCAUAGAUGAGAGAACGGAGACUCCGAGCUCUCCUUGGAUUCACACAUGCUGUGCCCCCGGGACCUGGGUGGCCUUUUAUCGAGGUGCUAGGAAACUUCUGGGCGUCUUUCUAAUCGCUGCCCGCUGUGUGCUAGGCGCUGUACUGUGCACGUUGCACGCUUUGUCUUAUUUCUUUCAAGAGUCUCCACGAGUGUCUCGACUGCAUUGUGAGAGCGAAUCUUUCAAGAUGGACCUUAUCUUAGAUGUAAACAUUCAGAUUUACCCUGUAGACUUGGGUGAUAAGUUCCGGUUGGUCAUAGCUAGUACCUUGUAUGAAGAUGGUACCCUGGAUGAUGGUGAAUACAACCCCACAGAUGAUAGACCUUCCAGGGCUGACCAAUUUGAGUAUGUAAUGUAUGGGAAAGUGUACAGGAUUGAGGGAGACGAGACUUCUACUGAAGCAGCAACACGUCUCUCUGCCUAUGUGUCCUAUGGGGGCCUGCUCAUGAGGCUGCAGGGUGAUGCCAACAACCUGCAUGGAUUUGAAGUGGAUUCCAGAGUUUAUCUGCUGAUGAAGAAACUGGCCUUCUGAACCACCUGGGAAGCCAGCCUUGCUGCCUGGUCAUUCAGGUCUUGGACAUUUGUUCAAGCCUGAGCAGCAGGUGCUGUUGUUCACCUGCUCAGGAGGAGCUGGCUCUCUGUCCACCCAGAGGUGUGGGCGCAUCUGUAGGGCGUCUGGACUCAAUGGAAAACUGUCUUGCCUGUGGGAGAGUUUCAAAUGAGUCAGAAGUUGUUUUGUGUAUAUGAUUUUUAAAAUUAAAUUUUACUUUUUGCAGA
Phyllostomus hastatus (greater spear-nosed bat) is the source of this 1180-nucleotide messenger RNA. RefSeq names its product RNA polymerase II, I and III subunit H (gene POLR2H). The coding region runs from base 591 to 935 and encodes 114 amino acids. The transcript is spliced from 6 exons. The record is from RefSeq and is a predicted model, not a curated record. Gene Ontology annotation, molecular function: DNA-directed RNA polymerase activity. Gene Ontology annotation, cellular component: RNA polymerase II, core complex; RNA polymerase I complex; RNA polymerase III complex. Lineage: Eukaryota; Metazoa; Chordata; Mammalia; Chiroptera; Phyllostomidae. Gene Ontology annotation, biological process: DNA-templated transcription.